GAGCUUGCAGUAUAAAGAGCCACACUUUCUUUAGCGAUAUCUUCUUUGUUAAGUCCUUCAAUAAUGAAGUCUCUCGUACUGCUUUUCCUGCUGUCCGUGGGUGCAGCCAGUGCUGAUGUCUCACCCCGGGCAGUAUGGCAGCUUCGUAAGAUGAUCAAAUGCACCAUCCCAGAGAGCAACCCGCUGCUAGAUUAUGCUGACUACGGCUGCUAUUGCGGCUUGGGAGGCAGCGGGACACCAGUAGAUGAACUUGACAGGUGCUGUCAAGCACAUGAUCAAUGCUACAGCGAGGCGCAGGAGUACUCCGCAUGCAAAGCCCUGCUGGACAACCCGUACACAAACACGUACAGCUACAGCUGCUCCGGUGAAGAGAUCACAUGCAGCAGCAAGAACUCCGACUGCGACAUGUUCAUCUGCAACUGCGACCGCGUCGCCGCCAUAUGCUUCGCCAAGGCGCCCUACAACAGCGCCUACAGGAAGCUGGACACCGAUAAGUACUGCUAGGAGUCCUCUUCCCCUGGUCCCGAGGGCAGCCACGGGCCGCCGGCUGCUCCUGCCUAAUAAAACGCCUUGCAACGA
Molecule: messenger RNA, 579 nt
Organism: Dromaius novaehollandiae (emu)
Lineage: Eukaryota; Metazoa; Chordata; Aves; Casuariiformes; Dromaiidae
Gene: PLA2G1B
Product: phospholipase A2 group IB
Exons: 4
Coding region: 64-504 (146 amino acids)
Biological process (GO): phospholipid metabolic process; fatty acid biosynthetic process; lipid catabolic process
Molecular function (GO): signaling receptor binding; phospholipid binding; calcium ion binding
Source: RefSeq, a predicted model, not a curated record